AUGAAAGAUGCCAAAGUCCAUUUUCUUCUUUGCAUAAUCGCCCUACUAUUCACUCCCAGAGUUCUUUAUGAAUAUGUCUCGAACCUCCACCCAUCGAAUAUAUCACAACAGGCAGCGUUUUUGCAGAAAAGACAAGACGAUAGCAAUGAAAAUGCUACUUCCGGGAACGGAAAUACUACUUACAUUUCAGAUACCCUUCAACUAGCGGACACUGGCGUCACUUUGAAUGUCAGCACCAUCAAUCCAGAUAACCAAAAUUACUUGAAAACUUCAGGGUUUAAAGUACUAGAUUUCAUCCAAGCAUGUUAUACUCCUACAAAUAUAUCUGUUUGCGGCGUUAAUUCUCCCGUGGUUUACCUCAUAGAUGGCCAUGUCGGCACACCUCCACAGCAAUUCCAAUCAACUAUAGAUAUCAACACCUACGAAACUUUUUACUCAACUUGCAACACCUUGACAGAUUGCCCUGUUUCAAAAUCCCAAAACUUAUAUGCCUGUAUGUACAACUCUUACGACCCAAACAUUUCCUUCUCCUUUAAUUAUGAUAAUUCCAGUUAUGUGUCGAAUUUUGUCUCCAGUGGCUCGACUACCAACAUUCAAGGCUGCUGGGGGUGGGAUAAUGUCACUUUGGGAAUUAAUGGUUCUCAAUAUGAGAAUACGGUGAUGGAUUAUUUUGAAUUCCCUACCAUCAAUGCCAACGGUGGGAAUAUUUAUUUCGAAAGCAUAUUGGGACUUGGUUUGGAACCGCUAAUUAGUCGAAACAACUUCAUCAGCGAUAAGCAAAGAGCUCAGUAUUAUAACCAGUACACCACAAACUAUAGCAAUUCAUUACUUGAUACGUUGAAAACUUAUGGGGCAAUAAACCUGAAAGUAUAUUCCAUGUACGUCAAUGAAGAUGGUACAGGAAAAUUGAUACUAGGAGCAGUUGAUAAGGCCAAGAUUGGUAAUGGGGGAAAAUUAACAUAUUUUGAAAACCUACAGUACAAAUAUUUUGAUUCUUCGGUAGUGAAGAUGGACACAAAAAGUAAAUUUCACCUUUACAGACCCUUCAUUAACAUCGAUUAUAUUCUGACGGAUGGGUUGAAUAAUUACAAAGCAAAACAAAAGCAAAAUAUUGUUUAUGAUGCGAUUAUUGAAAGCACUACCCGCACCAUUUAUGGCCCUAAAGCGUAUGUUGCCAGUGUUGCCAAAAAUUAUGGACUAACCAAUUACAAUAAUCAAUACUUUAUGAACUGCACAACUACUGGAAAGCCGUUGGAAAUUGUGUUCAGUCAAGGGUUGAAUAUUUCUAUCCCGUGGGAGGAUCUAAAGUUCAAGAAUUUGGAUCCCAGCACUAACAAAAAACAGAAUAGAGAUUGUGUUUUUGCCCUUAAUUACAAAAAAAACCAGGAUUACUUUGUCUUGGGCCAAACUUUCCUUAAUAAUGUUUAUUUCUACUCGGAUAUCGAAAAUAAUCGAUACGGAAUUGCUCCAGUUAAUAGAGUCAGUGAUACGGUUUUUGAAAUCCAAACUGUUGCCCUGUCAUCCGCUUAA
This is a messenger RNA of Saccharomycopsis crataegensis, 1530 nucleotides long. RefSeq lists its product as uncharacterized. Gene Ontology annotation, molecular function: aspartic-type endopeptidase activity. The coding region runs from base 1 to 1530 and encodes 509 amino acids. NCBI's taxonomy places the organism in Eukaryota, Fungi, Ascomycota, Saccharomycetes, Ascoideales, Saccharomycopsidaceae. Gene Ontology annotation, biological process: proteolysis. The transcript has a single exon. The record is from RefSeq and is a predicted model, not a curated record.